Lotus japonicus is the source of this 1626-nucleotide messenger RNA. Its product is annotated as serpin-ZX-like. Lineage: Eukaryota; Viridiplantae; Streptophyta; Magnoliopsida; Fabales; Fabaceae. The transcript is spliced from 3 exons. The coding region runs from base 505 to 1503 and encodes 332 amino acids. The record is from RefSeq and is a predicted model, not a curated record. Gene Ontology annotation, molecular function: serine-type endopeptidase inhibitor activity.
AUAACCUAGAAAAGGAUCCCAUGAUCCUGAAUCGAUUCAGUGCCUCUCUCUCUCUCUCUCUCUCUUUCUCUCUCCCUCCCUGCUGCCGUCCGGCGUUCCGUUCGUGUCACGCGCGGCGUCGCCUAUUUCCAGUUACCUCUUCGCUCCAGAGCUGGCUGUGUCGUCUCUCCAUCGCCUCAUAUUCGCCUGAAGCACAUCAAGAACAAUGGACCUCAAAGAAUCAACCAGCCACCAAAGUGACGUUGCCCUCACCCUCACAAAACAUCUAUUUUCAAAAGAAGUAUAUCAGCACGAGAACCUCGUCUUUUCUCCCUUGUCCCUCCAUGUUGUUCUUAGCAUCAUGGCCCCGCUGGUUCAGAAGGCUCCACACUUGAUGAGCUUCUUUCCUUCCUUCGAUUCGACUCCACCGACCGUCUCAACUCCUUCACCUCCCAACUUGUAUCUGAUGUGCUCUAUGUGAAUGAUGCUGCUCCUCCUUCACCUCGCCUUUCUUUUGCCAGUCGUAUGUGGGCUGACAAAACGUUGUUUCUUUCCCCUUCCUUCAUACAACUUAUGGCUACUCAUUACAAGACCUCUUUGGCAUCACUUGAUUUUAAGAAACAGGGCAGAAAAGUGUGCCGUGUAGUGAAUUCUUGGGUCGGAAAAGAGACGGAUGGUCUUAUUACAGAACUUCUUGAUCCUGAAUCUGUAUCCAAUAGCUCAUCCAGACUUAUCAUUGCUAAUGCACUAUGCUUCAAAGGUGUGUGGAAACACAAGUUUGAUGCUUCAAUGACGUAUAAUCGUGUUUUUUAUCUUCUUAAUGGCACCUCAAUCAGGGUUCCCUUCAUGAGCAGCAUGAAGGCGGAGCAAUUUGUUAGUGUUUUUGAUGAUUUGAAAGUCCUUCGUCUUUCUUAUAAACAAGGUAGAGAUAAAAAGCGUCAAUUCUCCAUGUAUAUUUUUCUUCCUGAAGCUGAAGAUGGUCUUCCAGCUUUAAUUGAAAAGGUAGCUUCAGAACCUGGGUUUCUAGAAGACAAACUUCCUAAGCGAAAAGUGAAAGUGCGUGUCUUCAUGAUUCCAAAAUUCAAGAUUUCUUUUAUGCUUGAAGCUUCUAAAGUGCUGAAAGAGUUGGGAGUGGUUUUGCCUUUCUCUAGAUGUGAUGCAAAUUUUACAAAUAUGGUAGACUCUCCCUCGGAUGAAUUUCCCUCGGAUGAAUUAUACAUUGAUAACAUGUUUCAUAAAGCUUUCAUUGAGGUAAAUGAAGAAGGAACUGAAGCUGCAGCGGCUAGUUCUGGGAGAUUGGUACGUAUGUGUGAUUCAGAUUCAGUUUCAACUGACACAGACUUUGUAGCUGACCACCCUUUUCUCUUCUUAAUCAAAGAAGAUCUGAGCGGAACAAUCCUCUUUAUUGGACGGGUGCUCCAUCCAGAUGAAGUAGACACACUAGAAGAUGAAGACGAAGACGACACACUAGAUGAAGACGAAGACGACACAGUAGAGGAUGAGGAUGACGACAUUAUUUAUUAGCAUUAUCAAUAUGAUUAUUGUAUUUUGUGAUAUUGUCGUUCCUCUUUAUUAGUAUGCUAUGAGCUUUUGAUAUUUUAUUGUCAUAUCUUAAACAUGGUAAAUGAAACUUUGGUAUUUUAGGUA